AACCUUCUCCAAACAUUUACUCUUGAGGAUCAUUCAAGCAAAACUUACCUGACUUCCAGAGACUCGACUGUUGGACCUUUUUUCUUUUUUGGACGUCUGUGCAAGAAUCUUUCUGAGGAGACAUGGUUGCAGCCGGAUUGCAGAUCCUGGGCAUUGCCCUGUGCAUUAUUGGCUGGGUCGGGGUCAUCGUCACCUGUGCUCUGCCCCAGUGGAAAGUGACGGCCUUCAUCGGUCAGAACAUCGUCACGGCUCAAACCACUUGGGAGGGGAUCUGGAUGACCUGCGUGGUGCAGAGCACGGGCCAGAUGCAGUGCAAGGUGUACGACUCCAUGCUGAACCUCUCCAGGGACCUCCAGGCCGCUCGCGCCCUCAUCAUCGUCGCUAUCUUGUUGGGCGUCUUCGGCAUCCUCCUGUCCAUCGCUGGGGGCAAAUGCACCAACUGCGUGGAGGACGAAACCACCAAGGCCAAAGUUUGCGUUGCGUCAGGUGUGAUCUUCAUCCUUACUGGCGUUUUGUGCCUCAUCCCCGUGUCCUGGACAGCAAACACCGUCAUACAGGACUUCUACAACCCACUGAUGAUGGGCUCCCAGAAGAGGGAGCUGGGAGCGGCACUCUUCAUCGGCUGGGGGGCCGCGGGCCUCCUCAUCAUCGGGGGCGCAUUCCUCUGUGCCAACUGCCCUCCCAAGGAUAACUUCUCCGCCAAGUACAAUGCCCCGCGUUCAUCCGCACCCAGGGACUACGUGUGAGGAGAGAGGAGCCACAUGGGAAGAGACUGGUGAAAAGACUUUGUGGUCACGUCCCCACCUCAUGUACGAUUUGAAUUUCACAUUGAUUUCACAGAGCUCACAGUUCAGUUUGACGGGUUCAGCCGCUAUCAUUUGUUUCAUCGGUGCCAAGAUAAAAGACGUGAGCGCCACACCCACAACUGCCUCUGUGGGCCGGGGGAAAAAAAGACGGAACAACACAAACGUUAUGUUACUGUGCUUUUGUUACUCGAUUCUCCUUUGUUGUCAACAUUUGUCCUUUUGCAUCAUUUCAUGUUAAUGGUCUGAGACUGUAAAUAAAGAUUUUUUUAUUACA
Molecule: messenger RNA, 1080 nt
Organism: Hippoglossus stenolepis (Pacific halibut)
Lineage: Eukaryota; Metazoa; Chordata; Actinopteri; Pleuronectiformes; Pleuronectidae
Product: claudin-4
Exons: 1
Coding region: 123-746 (207 amino acids)
Biological process (GO): bicellular tight junction assembly; cell adhesion
Cellular component (GO): plasma membrane; bicellular tight junction
Molecular function (GO): structural molecule activity
Source: RefSeq, a predicted model, not a curated record